Messenger RNA from Cuscuta epithymum, 1548 nucleotides. NCBI's taxonomy places the organism in Eukaryota, Viridiplantae, Streptophyta, Magnoliopsida, Solanales, Convolvulaceae. The record is from the annotation of a GenBank genome assembly.
UAUUAUGUUACAACUAUGCGUAAGCCACUAAACAGUGAAGAAACGCAGUACCGCAGGCAACGAAGCGACGCAGACGGCAUGGCAUACCAUCUCGGGAUUCUAUCUUUCUUUCUUUAACUACUACGGAGAACCUGUCGAAGUAUUAAAGGCUAAGCAAAUUCCAAGCAUUUUAUAAUGUCGAAGUUUACAUGGAGGAUUGAAAAUUUCUCGCAAUUGGAUGCUAAAAAGCUUUACUCUGUGACGUUUAUAAUCAAUGAGUACCAGUGGAAGUUGAUUCUUUAUCCAAAAGGAAACAAUACAGAUAAUCAUCUGUCUCUCUACCUAGGUUUGGCUGAUUACUCUAGGUUGCCCAAUGACUUGAAUGUGCCAACAAAGUUCAGUAUUGCUCUCUUAAACCAGAUUGACAAAAACAAAUCCCUCAAAAAAGAGUCCCAGCACAGGUUCAAUACUCAACAAAGUUAUUGGGGCUUCACUAAAUACAUGAGACUUAAUCAACUCAAUGAUGAGGGAGGCUAUCUUGUUAAUGACACAUGCUUGAUUCAAGCAGAAUUAUCUGUUGUCAACGAUAAAGAUUUUGGAUCAGUAGAUUCUGUCUAUGUCAAGGCUGAAUCGCUUCUCGAUUCUCUUCCCAAGAAACCAUCCAAUUCAGUAUCUAACCCUUCACAUGGGAUGCCUUCAUUCAAAGGACACUCAAUUUUUGCAAAAGAAGUACUUGAUAAAUUGAUAUCAUGCCCUAUGGAUGAUUUGGCUGAUCCCAAGAAUGAAGCUUCAAUGAUGGAGGCUUUGUCUGUUCUCAACGACAAUCUCUCUUUGUUUAGUGAUAUACAGGCCAAAGAAAUUAUGAACUUGAAAGCCACUUUUCCACAAGCAAUGCAGGAAUGGAGGGACUCGAUUCAAGUCAAGGGCACCGGAGACCACACUUGGUCUACAUUUGAGAAGACCAAAAGUUUGCUUGAAGAUUUAAUGAAAACGGAUCAGAACAUUAGGACUAAAUUGGAGGGGCUAAAGCAGAAUGAAAAGGAAUUGAAGGCUGAGCUUGAGGUGCUUAAGAGCAACUGUCGACAACUGAAGGUUGAAAGAGAAGAAACAUCAAAGCAGACAAAAAUAGUUCUUUCUCUUGCCAAAGAGCAGGCUAGCAAAGUGGAAGAAGAAGAGGCGGAGGUGGAUUAUGCUAACAAAAAACUGGAGCAGAGGUUGAAGUCUACGUGGGCUUCAAUGAGACAGCUCUUUGCUUGAGAAUCUACAGCUCUGUCUUAUAAGUUUUAACUUGCAAAUUUCAGCAUUUUGCCUUUUACUGAAGUUUGAUGUUCCAUCUUUUUGAAUCGCUAGUCCAUGAUGUGUCAAUGUCUGAAACGUUAAGUCUUUUGUCAUAUUAGUUACAUCGUUUUAAAAUGGAGCGAUUUUGAACUUUUCAUUUGGUUUUACUAUCUAGAUGCUCUAAUUUGUAUGAGAUUUUUAUGAAACCUCUAAUACUCAUUUGGACAUGGUGACACAUUAUAGUCUGCUCUGUGAUAUGUUGCCUUUUUUAUGUAAUUAUGAGUUUAAUGU